AUGGCGAGUGGCGAGGCAAGGGUCGAGUAUGAGGUACUUGCUGCUCCAGACGGCAGGAUAUACUAUUACAACAAAAGAACUGGAGAGAGCAGCUUUUCCAAGCCCGAUGUACUCAAAGGGUCUGAUGAGGAUUUUGACGUAGAUCCAUGGAUCGAAUGCAGGAGCAAGAGGGGAAGGGUCUUCUACCACAACAGCAUCACCAGAGAAAGCAGGUGGAAAAGGCCUCCGGAAAGGAAGAAGGAAAGGACGAUGAUAGGGGGCGUGGGAAUGGACAUGAGGAUAACAGACCACGAGACAUCGAAGUACCUGCUGGGUAGGCUGAUGGAGCAGUAUGGAAUAACAAGCACAAAGGAUGCAUUCUACAGGCUGUCCACAGAGCCUAUCUUCAGAGCAAUAGAGAUGGGUACUAGAAAAGACCUAAUGAAGAAGUAUUUCGAGGAGCAGGAGAAGAGUGCCAGGGAGGAAGAUGAGCAAAAGCAAAGAUACUAUAUUAAUGAGGUUUGUAAGGUCGAUGCAGGAGUGUCUGACUUCUUUGGAUUCAACAGCAUAUUUUCCAAGCAUCCAUAUUACUCCAAGAUCAAGGAUAAGUUCGGAUGCUAUGAGGUAUAUGUUGGGAGGCACAUGGGGGGUACGACACCAGGGAGGCUUGAGGAGGUUUUCAGGAGCCUCGGGAUCGGCUUGAGCAGCUCGGUAGUCGAUGUUCUCAAGAUGAAGGAGAUGGAACCAUUCGACAGAAAGGCCAUUUUAUUCUCGUUUAUUCGGUACUUCCGCAGGCUAGAGAAGGAGCUUCUGUCGGCCAUUGAAGAGAGGAAGGCUGCAGCGGCCCAGAAUGCUCAGCAUCACAAAAAUGAGUUCAGGACACUUCUGAGGAAGCUGUACAGCGAGGGGCUGAUAUACUACAGAAUGAAGUUCAAGAAUGCAUUCCAUUUAUUCAAGGACUCCGAGUCGUUUCUGAAUCUUUUGGGAACCACAGAAAGCCCUAAAGAAGUGUACUUCGACUUCAUCAACGAUCUGGAAAACAGGCUGGGGAGAUACGAAAGGGAAAGAACAGGAAAGAUCAGCCCGACAGACAGAAGGGCGGUGGACAGGUACUUUGAAGCGAUCGCCGAGGAAAAAGAGGAGGGGGAGAUAUAG
Molecule: messenger RNA, 1134 nt
Organism: Encephalitozoon cuniculi GB-M1
Lineage: Eukaryota; Fungi; Microsporidia; Unikaryonidae
Exons: 1
Coding region: 1-1134 (377 amino acids)
Biological process (GO): mRNA cis splicing, via spliceosome
Cellular component (GO): U1 snRNP; U2-type prespliceosome
Molecular function (GO): RNA binding; protein binding
Source: RefSeq, marked provisional